AUGUCUAUCUGUGGAGGUCUAACCGAGGUCAAGGAUGCGACGCCGAAAAUCCAAACUAUGUGCGAUGAGUGCCUAACUCUCACCUUGUGUCACUCUCUCUCUCACACACACACUGCCCUGCCAUAUAAUCUCUCUUUGCUACAUCUGCAGGUGAAAGCCGCUGUUGAUGAGAAAGUAGGAAAGAACUAUUACAGCUACACUGCCAAGAAGUACAAGAGCCAAAUAGUGGCAGGGACCAAUUACUUCAUCAAGGUUCAUGUAGGAGGAGACGACUACAUCCACAUCCGUGUGUUUGACCCACUUCCCGUAUAUGGCAACAAGAAGGAGCUGGGCGGUGUCCAAACCAACAAAACUGAAUCUGAUGAGAUUGUCUACUUUUAAAACACACACACACACAUACA
This is a messenger RNA of Clupea harengus (Atlantic herring), 401 nucleotides long. RefSeq names its product cystatin-B-like. Bases 1 to 381 code for a protein of 126 amino acids. NCBI's taxonomy places the organism in Eukaryota, Metazoa, Chordata, Actinopteri, Clupeiformes, Clupeidae. Gene Ontology annotation, molecular function: cysteine-type endopeptidase inhibitor activity. The transcript is spliced from 3 exons. The record is from RefSeq and is a predicted model, not a curated record. Gene Ontology annotation, cellular component: cytosol.